Thunnus maccoyii (southern bluefin tuna) is the source of this 7347-nucleotide messenger RNA. Its product is annotated as BRD4-interacting chromatin-remodeling complex-associated protein. The transcript has 13 exons. Gene Ontology annotation, biological process: positive regulation of DNA-templated transcription. The record is from RefSeq and is a predicted model, not a curated record. Bases 193 to 4050 code for a protein of 1285 amino acids. Gene Ontology annotation, cellular component: SWI/SNF complex. NCBI's taxonomy places the organism in Eukaryota, Metazoa, Chordata, Actinopteri, Scombriformes, Scombridae.
CCACCGGCUUCCCGCACCGCGAGACGCAGCGAUGCCCGAGCAGAGGGAGGACCCGUAUCCGUCUCCGUCCCGCCGCCUCGGCCUGGCAUCCCUCCGCCUCCAGACUCUGAAGCCCGGCCACGACUUCCCAUGAGGCCACCACCAGAACUCAGCUCGACCGCUCUGUAUGGGGCCUCUCACAUAUGAAUUGACAUGGAGGAUGAAGAUGGGACUUGUCUACUUGAUGUUUUGUGUGACCCCCAAGCCCUGAACGACUUCCUUCAUGGGACCAAUGAGCUGCAGACUGAAGACCUGCUCAUUAACUCCUCCUCUGGGGAGCCCUCCCUCUUCACAGAUGCCCCGAGCCCCGUCUCUCUGCUGGGAGAUGGCAGGGAUUCCUCUGACACGCCUCCACCCGGGUGUGUGGAUUUGUCCUUCCUGGAAGAGGCCCUCCUGUCAUCGCCGGAGGGCGGAGAAGACCCACAGGUGGUGCAGGGUGGGCCAGCUGUGGAGCCUGGAUGUGAGGCAAAGAAGGGGGAAGUGGAGGAAGCGGAGGAGGCGGAGGUGGCAUGUGAUAUCCUCCAGCAGAGCUUGCAGGAGGCUGACAUCACUGAGCAGACCAUGGCUCUGGAGGCAGGUCUGGCCCAACCAGGGGACAGUCUGUCCCUUUACUCACCUGCCCCUCUCCUUUCUCCACCCACUGUACCAUUUGUACCCAAGUCUGUGACCUUGCCUGUCACUCCGGCAUUGCCCAGAGACACCCAGGCAGCAGUGGAGCCCCCCCAGCCCUCCCUCCUGGCUGUCGGGCCUGGCUGCCCUUCUUUAAAACCUGCUGCCCCUCCUCAACUGAUGGGGCUCCUGCCUGGAAAUGUUUUCCCUACUCCUUCUCCAGAAACCUCCUUCUCUCUGAGUCCUGUUCAGGGCUCCAGUAUGAUCAUCCAUAAGGCCGUGCCCAGUGUGACCAGCCGUCCUCUUUUCACCCCAACCCUGAGAGCAGCAGCAGCGGCACCAGGCAUCGUUCUGCAACGUGCCCCUCUUCCCAUUCAACCCAAGCUGCCCAUAAGCAUUCAGCCCAGACUGGUUCAAAUUAGCCCCAAGCCGUCUGGGCAAAAACCCACUCCAGGCCUCACGUUUGUACCUGGAACUGCCUCACCAAAUAUUUUACUGUCUCAACCUCCUGUCCAGAAGCCUGCAGCUCCACCACCGCAGCCCACCCAGCAGCUCCCAAAGCCGGUCAGCUUGCAGCUGGUGAACCAGGGCGGCUCCUUUGUGCUCCAGCCUCAGGGACUCUUCCAAGGCCAAAACCAGUUCCUUCUUCCGGGCCAGUGCCCUGUUACAAUCUCCCAGCCUGCCAGUGGAGCUCGACCUCUGCUGACUACCAGUCACCAAGGCCCGUCGGUCCACAGCGUGACUCCCUCCAGUGGGCAGCUUGUAGAUGGCUCUCAGAUCCUAACUGUACCCCAAAGACAGCUGAACUUCAGCCCUGUCUUCACCACCCCAGCAGGGCAGCUAGCUCUCCGCCAGGCCACUGUGCUUUCAGGACCUUUGCAGCUACAGUCAGCGCCCCCUACUGUCUUCCAGAUGCCGGCACAGCUGGCUGGAACCUACACUCCAGGAGGGCAGGGGCAGCGUGCCACCCUGGUCCACAGUCCCGCUCUGGGAAACCACAUUACCUUGAUCAACAGCUCUGGGGUGCUUCCCCCAGAUCUCACUUCCAUCUCGAUCGUUAAUGGUCCCUCAGUAGUUCAGGGGCUGCCUUUCGCUGCCCAGGCCCAGGCUCCUCAGGCAGGAGUGACAGAAGGACAGCUGAGCCUCCAGCAGGCCUCGGUGGUGCUGCUUCCAGAGAGAGCUGUCCCAGAAGAGAGGAGCAGCUCAGAGGAGACUUUCCACCAACUACCACAGUCCUAUGGACAUGUUCUCCAGCACGUCGCAGUGCAGCCCACUGCUGCAAGGCUGCAGUCCUCAUCUCCUCCUGUAGUUACAGUCCUGCAGGCCCCUCCCGAACAACCUCUGGCCCCCGAUCCAGCUGUGGAGAUGCCUAAACUUUUGAUACCCCCAGCCGACAUGACCCAAGUAGUGGAGGAGGUGACCCACUCGAUGAAUCAGAACCAGGCCUUUAUGCAACAUCUGCAACAGCAAGCACUUAGUUCUCCUAUCACAUCUGAGUUGUUGGUUGGAGCAUUGCCAGUGGUGCCGAUGGAGUCCCUCGCUUCCCCCGUGGCCAGUGAGAGAGAGACCCAGCAGCAGACGCAUGCAGUCACCGGUCAGGACGCCUGCACCGGGAUGUCUGAUCAGUGUGUUGAGGCUUCUCCGCUUCCCUCAGACCCCGACGACACACAGCUGCUCUGCUCCUCUCCUCCGAUUCAGGAUACAGGGAGAGCAGCUUCAGCAACGUUCUCCCCUCCAGCUGGGCCUCAGAUCACUCAGAUUACUCUGCCUGGACCUGAGAGUUCAGUCCCCCAGACCACAGCUCCCCAGCCCCACACUGAGCCACAAGUUCAGUACCAGGUUCCUCAUCAGCUCCAGGUCUCACAGGCCUUAUUUGCCCAGACCCAAGUACAGAUCCAGUCAUCUGUUUCCCAGCCUUUGCCCCAGGUCCAGGCGUCAGUUUCCCACCCGCAGGUGAAGCUCCAGGCCCAGCCGUCUGUUUCCCAGCCUCAGUCCUUGGUCCAUACUUCAGUAAACUCCCCUCUGCAUGUCAGCGUCUCGGUGCCUCAGCAGCAGCCUGAUCCCACAGCUGCGUCUGCGAGUCUCUCCAAAGGAGGAGACGACUCCACUGUCCAACAGCACACACAAAACAAGCCAACAGCUGCCUUGGCCGUGGAGAGUAAAGCAUUUACUCUCGAUGUCCGUCCACCCUCUCCUGCAGCCCAGAGUGUCCAGGCUCAUGGGCCCCCGGCUCCCAGGGAGUGUGCCCCCAUCCCGACCAGCCAGCAGACAGGCACCAAGCUGGCAGGUCUGGAGCAGCGGAGAGAGGAGAGGCUCACACCAGCACUACGCAGACACAGGUUCCAGCAGCAGCUUUGUUUGGACCACAGAGCGGUCCAGAGCCCGUUCACCGGCCCGGCCUUCACCACCCUGAAGGACACUGUGAGACGCCUGCUGCCGUACCACACCUGCGCCGGUCACCUGCCCACUCAGGAUGACUUCAAUUUAGUGGACCAGGAGUUUGACACCGUGUCUGGUUUCCUGCUGAAACGCACCAAGGACAUGGUCAACAAAUACAGGCAGCUACUGGUUAGAGAAGCCCAGCAGGAGAGUCCCUCAGCAGAGAUGGUGAUGCUGGAGCGUCUCUUCCUCCAGGCAGAGCGAUACGCUUUAGCAGAGGACAGACGGAGAGCCCGCAGAGACCCAGAGUCAUUUAUGAUGGCCUUGGCUACGUCUUCCCCUGAUGGUGCGCCCUCCUCUGGCCCCUCCCACCUCCCACCCUCCGGCAGCCCCUCGUCUCCACCAGCCUGGACCAGACUGUCCGACCGGCCCCCGGGACUCAAGACGUACCGCUCCAGCUCCCGCGGGGCUCUCAGGCUCACCAUCAAGCAGGAGUCCGGAUCCCGUAAGGUGGUUCACAACUCGGCCUGCGACCCGGGACUGAAGAGGGACCACACGGGGCAGCUGACCAACGGCGGCGGAGCUGUGAACGAACGCCACUCUCAGGCACCCAACGGAGCACCCCAGCAUCCUCAGCACAGCGAGGAGAUCUCCAACGGACCUCCGCCCGGUAAAGCUGCUGAGGACGUCCUACAGACAGCACUCUUUGCUAAAAUAAAAGCCCCAAAUCCUCUUUCUAUGCCAGAGCCGCAGGCUGAUUGCUUUGAGUUGCCUCCUCGAGACGCCAGCGCCCCAAAACUGAAAUGCUACAGGCUGGAUGCGUCACCUCGGCUGGAGCAGCGGUUCAGCCCGCCGCCUCCCCCCCUCCAAGAGGACAACAUGCUCAGUGAACAUCUACAGAGUGCCAUCGACAGCAUCCUGGAGCUUCAGCGCCUGCAGGGCCCCUCUGCUGCCCCGACCAGGGCCACGUCAGGCCCUUCACUGGACCAGGCUGUCACCAGCAUCUUGGAGGGACACCUGUGAGGUAAUCUGCUCUGACAAACGUCCACACAGACACAGAACAACAUCUGUCUGAGGCGGAAUAAAAAAAACACAGGAGGAAUCUUGACUUCUUGUCUGUUCCCAGAACUAAAAGAGAGAUUUCGUUCUGGGUUUCAGAGAUCACUUUUAAGAAACUGAUUGUUUGAAAGAAGAGAGAGGAGGAAAAAAAAUGAAGAGGCACUAUAAAGAGAUGCAUACCAGACAACAGCACUAUCUAUAGUCCGAUAGAUGUUAGAUACUUCAUUUCGAUGUAUGUUUGUGGAAAAAAAAAUCUAUUUGAAUAGGAGCUAUAUUGUUUCAGUGGUAGUUAAGUCAUUCAGAGGUUUACGACACUGGUGUAACCUUCAUCAGCAUAUAGUAUAUAAGUAAUAGUGAGGAUAACGAAAACGUGGAGUAGACUGAGAUUAUUCAAUAGUUUUUUAUAAGAUUUCUUUCAAAAUGUGAAUUUUCUUUUGCAUAGUGCCAAGCUUCCAGGGUAUUUAUUUUGAUAAUCUGUGCCAAUUGUGUUUUCAGAUGAGUUGCAUCGAGAAAGGCAGUAAGUUUGUGAGUGUGUGACGAGUGUGUGUGUGUGUGCGUGUGUGUAUAUGUGUGUGUGUAUUCAUUUGGAAUAGUUUGCGUGGAUCUAAAGAGAGCAUGUUGAAAACAUUGCAUCCAGCGACGGGACAGUACAUCCUGCAGGCUCCAUCAUCUCGGCUUAUCGAAUGAAACUCCAAAGAAUCUGUGACUUGCUACAUCCUGAAUACACCAGCAAACGUCCGUGUCGUGUCUCUUCCCAGAAUACUGGAGUCUGUCCUCGUUAAAGCAGAAAGAACCCGAGGGGGGCACAAAGAAAAUUAGGCAGAGUUGUGCUUUUUUUUUUUUUUAAGUUUGGACCCUUGUUGUCAUUCAUGCUGGAGUCUGUUUAGUAUUUCUAGUUUUCUGUCUGUCUCCAGAGACGAGAAUGAUUUUCCCUUACUGUAUGUAUUAACAUGCAAGCAAUAAUGAGUUAGGGUUGUUAGGAGCAGUGGUGGUGCAGUGAGGAGGGAGAUCUUUGCCUGUCAUGCGAAUCGCCGUUGGAUUUGUUUUUCAGAAAUGAGAGAUUUCUUAUUUUGUCAUCAAAGCCCGUGUAGUUUAGAAUAAAAGCGUUUCUAGCUUGUUUCAAGGGCUCGAGGGUCACUUAACGGCAUGAAGGACCGUGCAAAAAAAAACAUCCAGUGUGAGAAAGAAAAUCACCAGUUGUUGUUUUUUUUUUUUUUUUUCCCGCGACAGACACUGUACAGAACUUGAGCCUCUCUGCAUCAUCAAACCUUUGACCAAAAACCGGAGGAAUCAUCCGCUUCAUACAAACCACGUUUAGAGGUUGAGUUCUCUUUUAUUUAUUAAGUUAUCGGUUUGUAGCCCGCUGUACUAAAGCUGAAGAUUUAUUUCCACGCUGCCGUUGUGGAGCAAUAUAUGAGUUUUGCAGCAUCUUAUGUUAACGUGACAAUCUUUUAUCGGUCUGUGUGAAAAAAAAAUGUGAAUUCUGUUCAUAUGAAAUCCGUGAGAGAGUUGAGGUCCAUUUAUACUGGUUGUACGACUCCCACAUGAAACGCGUGCAAAAUGUUCUUUGUAGAUGGAUUUUUACCUUGAAGGUCAAAAUGUAAAAGCUGCAAGAAUAUCUUUAAUUUUUUUGUAAUAUAAAGUGAAAAUUUGAGCUUUCGGAGACGCUUAUUAGGGGGUCGAGGUUUGACUUGCAAAUUGGAAACGUUUUAGAAUAUGCCUUAUAGUAAUUCAGUGUACCUUUAAGGAAAUUGAAUCUGCAAAGAAAAGAUUAUUAAUGUGAUGUUUUAAAUACUGUAACAUCUAGUGUUCUGAAAUGUGAAAGUAACCUGUCCCUUCCAAAAAAAAAAACAAAAAAAAAAGGAAAAAAAAGUUGAGAUUUGGGGCUAAAUCAAACAGGCCUUCUCAUUUCUUGUCAUUUUUUUUUUAAAUAUGUAAAAUCGUCUUUUGUUGGAAUGAACAAAAGGAGUUAUAAUAUGCAGUAAUUUAGUGUUGAAACCCUCUGCAUUAGUGCGGGUGGACACACACAAGAGGAUUGUUCACAGAAUUUGAUCCAAAAUUGAAAAAUUAGUGUCGUUGAGUUUAAAAAAAACAACAAAAACUGAAUCUUCAGGUGUGUUUCCACCCUAACAGAGGUUUCGCUGUAAUGCAGUAAAGAUGUCAGAGUGUCGUUCACAACACAGGAUUGCACUCCUCGUCACCACUUAACUUCUUAAAAAGGGGAAUUCCACCAAAAGUCACAAGCGUGUCCCAAAGUUUGUCUAAAUUCCUCUUGUUUAAUUCAAGAUAAAAUUCUUUAAAAAAAGUCAACUUUGCUGGAAUCCCCUUCGAUGAAGCAGCCUCAUGUGCCAUUGUUACUGUUGCAAAUGUCUGCAGUGUCCAACACUGACCACUAGAAAUGUGCUUCAUUUUGUCAGCAUUUAGGGAUUACAUCUGCAUGUUGAGCCAUUUUUGGUAUUUAUUUGUAAAAUGUGUCUCUUAUUUUUCCUGACUGAACUGUGAAACCAGGGGAGCUCAUAACUCUACACUAAUUCAACUUCAGAUACAAAAACAUUUGACUGACAGAUUGUUCUGAUGCCAAAAUCAAGAGGCCUUAAUUCAGCAAAACUAGAUUGUAAAAAAAAAAAGAAAAAAAAAAAAGAAGUCAUUCCUGACAAAAAUCCAACUAAAGACUCCUUUGACCUGAAAGUCACGAGUGAUUCAUAUAUGAAAUGUUAAGAAAACUGCUUUUGUACUCAUUUUUACAGACUAUUUAUUAAACUGUGAUUUUGUAAGAAAUAAAAAAAAAAACAAACAGUGAAUGUGGUCGUGUCUUUCUUAAGCUCAUUUAUGACAAACUGGAGGAUUAAUACAAACAUGACUUUUUUAUUAUUUGUAUCAUUCACAAUUUAGGAAAACAAAGACAGCUUCGGGGCUUACAUCUGAGCAAAUAUGAACAAAGACAAAGCAGCUGUUUUCAUAAUUUAAAGUCUCAUAUGCUGUAAAUAAAUUUAUCACACUCAAAAGAUGCAAGUCUGCUUUGCAAAGGGAGAGGGGGGGGUUUAGUGUUAAAGGUAAUUAUUAUAAUCACUCUCAGGAGUUGGCACCUUGUUUUUUGUUUCCCUCCACUGUGCAGUUUGGAUUCUGUAAAAAACGACGUUGUGAUGAAACCGCUGUAAAUUGAAACGAGGUCACGUCCAGACGCUGCGACGAGUCUCCGCUCAGGUUUUUGGGGGGGAUUAAGAGGCACAUUAAAACAUGAGCCAUGAAGAUUUCCCAAAA